Messenger RNA from Amphibalanus amphitrite, 3698 nucleotides. RefSeq lists its product as uncharacterized. Lineage: Eukaryota; Metazoa; Arthropoda; Thecostraca; Balanomorpha; Balanidae. The record is from RefSeq and is a predicted model, not a curated record. Gene Ontology annotation, molecular function: aspartic-type endopeptidase activity; nucleic acid binding. The transcript is spliced from 3 exons. Gene Ontology annotation, biological process: DNA integration; proteolysis. The coding region runs from base 257 to 1981 and encodes 574 amino acids.
UGUUAUGUAAUGGGCCGUGUGCACACCUGUGCAGACCCCUGCCUGGGCAUUGGCGGUGGCCGAUAUGUGAGUUGCCUGCUACUGUGUGUGUGAUACCUGGGUCGGUCCCUGCCCAGGUCAGGGACUGCCUGAGGGGACGACCCUCCUGUCGUCCCCACCACCGUGCUACAAUACAGUCAGUCGGAACCGAGCGGUGGUGUGUCGAUGGUGGGCCGCGAGACAUAACAUUGGCGACGAGCGGAGUGAGGACGGAGCCAUGCCGUUGGGGAAGAUUGAAGAAUUUCACCAAGGACAAGAUAACUGGGAAGAGUAUGCGGAAAGGUUGGAUCAAUUCUUCGUGGCUAAUGACAUCCAGGACGAUGCUAAGAAGAGGGCCAUUCUCCUCAGCAGUAUGGGAGCUCGGACAUACGGUACGGUAAGAUCGCUGUUGUCACCGAAAAAACCAAAUGAGGUGACGUAUGUCAUGAUUGUUGAAACAUUGAGCAAGCAAUUUUGUCCGCCCACAUCGGUAACUGUCGCAAGAUAUCGGUUCUUUUCCUGUUGUCGAGUACAGUCAGAGUCUGUUCAGGAGUUUGUGGCGCGCCUGCGACAGCUGUCACGGGACUGCAAAUUCGAAUCGUUUCUUGAUCAAAUGAUCAGAGACCGGCUGGUGUGUGGAGUUAACUCUGACCCCAUUCAGCGCAGGUUGCUGGCAGAAGCUGAGCUGACUUUGCCGCAGGCAAUCAAGAUUGCUGUGGCAACGGAAACAGCAGGUCAAAACCUACAGGAGCUGGCGGGAGCUGGCCAGCCGGUGGUGUCCGCUACGGGGGAGACGGCAGUGAACCGUGUCCGGACGGGCCCGUCAGCCUCACAGCGGACCAGCCAGGAGCGACACAACGCCAGUAAGCAAGCGCGGCAUGAAGGUGAGAGAUGCUGGCGCUGUUUGAACAGAACGCACUCUGAAUCCGAAUGCUACUUUAAACGUAAGCGCUGCUUCCAGUGUUCCAAGUACGGGCAUACAUCGGCCGCUCACCGGGCAGGGACGGUGAAACAUGUUGGGUCGGAGGUGGUCCGUCAGGAGGAGGGCGAUGGUGCAGGAUCUGGGGAAGAGCAGAGGGUGAUGGAGGCAGACACUGAAGAAUGUGACUUUAUCGGGGAGGUUUUUCAGUGUCGGGAGCGGAUUCAUGUGGUGAAGAGCCGGCCUCCGAUCAUGCUGGACAUGUCGCUGGAUGGGCGUGAUGUCAGGAUGGAGCUUGACACGGGUGCAUCUGUAUCCGUCUGUUCGUUCAGCAGGUUUCAAGAGCUCUGGCCGGAGAAGAAACGCCGUCUGCAGCCGUGCAGCCUCAUCCUACACACCUUCUCAGGCGAGCCUCUGAAGGUCCGAGGUGAGGUACAGAUGGACGUGGUGUACCGCGGAGAGUCGUUUAGCCUGCCCCUGGUAGUAGUUGAUGGGACAGGGCCGCUGCUCUUCGGCAGGAACUGGUUGGAGAGCAUCAGACUGGACUGGAGAACCAUCUGCAUGGUGACGACGCAGACGCUGGGAAGCGGAGUUGAGUCUGUGCUGCAUAAGCACUCUGAUGUGUUUGCGGAUGAGUUGGGAUGUGCGAAGGGGAUUGUGGUAGAUAUCCCGAUUGACCCAGACACACGUCCCAUCUUCUACAAGCCCAGGCCGGUACCGCUGGCGUACCGUGCUGCUGUCGACGCCGAGCUGGACCGUCAGAUCCAGGCCGGGCUGCUGGAACCGGUGAAACACUGCACGUGGGCUGCACCGAUCGUCACUGCACUGAAGGCGUCAGCAGGAUCCGAACAGGAACAUCUGCAGCGGCUGGAGGAGGUUCUGAGACGUCUGUCGGAGGCAGGACUGCGACUGCAGCGGAAGAAGUGUCAGUUCGCGGCAUCAGAAGUGGUGUAUCUGGGACACCACAUCACGGCAGAUGGUAUCAAACCAACAGCAGACAAGGAUCGCCCCAGCUGCCCGUUCCAGCUGAGACGGUGCACCUGAUGCAGUUCUUCGACUCGUCACCGGUCACCGCUGAGUCCAUCCGUCUGUUCACCGCCAGGGAUCCUGUGCUGAGUGCCGUUCUGCGCUUCACCAGAGAGGGCUGGCCAUCGGGCGACCUCGUGAUGCCAGAGCUGGUACAGUACCGAAGCAAGGAAGGUGAGCUGAGCAUUCAGGAUGGAUGUUUGCUGUGGGGGUCACGGGUGGUGGUACCCCCCAAGAUUCGGCCUAGAAUUCUGUCUAUGCUGCAUGAGGGACAUCUGGGAGAGAGUCACACGAAAAGUUUCGCUCGUAUGUAUGUCUGGUGGCCUGGGAUAGACAGGGAAGUCUCUGAACUGGUGCGUCACUGCCCGACAUGUCAGCAGUAUCGCCGACAGGCACCCGUGACGCCACUCAGUCCGUGGGCUUGGCCGAAAAAUCCCUGGGACCGAGUGCAUAUUGAUCACUGCCAGUUCGAUGGCCACUUGCUCUUGAUUGUUGUCGAUGCGUACUCAAAAUGGAUUGACGUGCACUUGGCCCGUUCAACGACAGCCGAGAAUACCAUGGAGCUGCUGCGCAAGUCAUUUGCAUAUUUUGGAAUCCCGCGGACCCUGGUCAGUGAUAACGCAACAUGUUUCACAGCGCCAGCGUUCGAGACGUUCUGCAAGCAGCUGGGCAUGCGCCACUUGCUGACCGCACCCCUGUCGGCCAAAAGUAACGGUCUAGCGGAGCGUUGUGUGCAGACGGUGAAGCAGGGCCUGAGAAAGCAGAAACAUGGCAGCAUGGACACGAAAAUCUGCCGGUUUCUGUUUGCCUACCGUACCUCUCCUCACAGCACAACGGCGCAGACUCCAGCAGAGCUGAUGAUGGGCCGACGUUUGCGGACUCGUAUGGAUUGUUUACUGCCUGACCUACAGGACCGUGUGUCAGCCGCACAGCAGCAGAUGAAGGAGAGAUAUGACCGUCGGUCACAGGAUCGUGUUCUAACCCCUGGAAUGCGUGUCUGGGUGUCACAGGUCUCCGGACUGGCCGGCGUCGGACGGGGAACACGCUGGCUCCCGGGACACUGCGUGAGCCGCUCUGGAUCCAAGAUCACUGUUCGUCUGGAGGACGGCCGCGUGAUACAGCGCCACCUAGACUUCGUGGUGCCCAGCGGUUCUAGCCGUCAGAUGGAGCUGACCGAUGAGCCGACGCCGUCCAUGCCGCCGGGUUGGAUGCAGCCGCCUCCGCCUGGGACACCGCUUUCCGAGGAGGGAAGAGGACGACUCGCCGCACCAGCGGAGAGGGAUCCCGCGGCCGGGGGGCCGCCGGGGACCAGGGCCGCAUCCGCGGCGCCGCUGCCGUCGCCGCCGCCGUCUGCGGAUCCAGGGACCACUCAGCCCGGGGACGCCGAGACGCCGCCGCCGUCCCCGCCGCGGCCGCCGUCUGCGGCUCAGUGUACCACUCAGCCGCAGCCUGAUGAUCCGCCGCGUCGCUAUAACUUGAGGCCGAGGCCGAUACUAAGAAAAUAGGGUGGAGAGGUGUUAUGUAAUGGGCCGUGUGCACACCUGUGCAGACCCCUGCCUGGGCAUUGGCGGUGGCCGAUAUGUGAGUUGCCUGCUACUGUGUGUGUGAUACCUGGGUCGGUCCCUGCCCAGGUCAGGGACUGCCUGAGGGGACGACCCUCCUGUCGUCCCCACCACCGUGCUACAAUACAGUCAGUCGGAACCGAGCGGUGGUGUGUCGAUGGUGGGCCGCGAGA